Mauremys reevesii (Reeves's turtle) is the source of this 1407-nucleotide messenger RNA. RefSeq lists its product as uncharacterized. The coding region runs from base 46 to 717 and encodes 223 amino acids. Gene Ontology annotation, cellular component: cytoplasm. The record is from RefSeq and is a predicted model, not a curated record. NCBI's taxonomy places the organism in Eukaryota, Metazoa, Chordata, Testudines, Geoemydidae. The transcript has 7 exons.
UCCUCCCGGGGAAGUGCCAGUGCGUCUGCAGGGCCUGAGUCUCACAUGCAGUUUUGUUUCCUUGGGGUCUCCCAAGAGCUGAUUGAAAAUCUCCCUGGUCCGUCAGAGCCAGGCUCCAUCAUGCCCAGCUCCAUGGCCGCAGUUUGCAGCCUCAGCAAACUGAAGCCACCACUUGCCCUGGAGCUAGAAUCUCGCCUCCUGUGGGCUCUUCUGAACAGGAUGUGCACCCUGGGCACUGGGCAGGACACCACACACUGCCGGGCUCUGUACAACAACUAUUCGCAGAGCCUGGACCUCCUGCUCAGGGGCCUGCUGACAGAGACCCCCACCAUGGAGAAGCUGCAGCACCUCCUGGAGCACGUCCAUCCCUCUCUCCUGUCAAACAACACCCAGGAGAGAGCCAGGGCCGUCCAGACCAGCGCGGCCCUGCUCCAGUUUGCCACCUCCCUGCCUGGAUUUGACGUCUUCGGAGAAAUAUUCACCAAAGACCAGAAGAGCAGUUUCCUCCAGGCGGGGCUGCUGGCCAUCCACCACCCCCUCCUCCGCGUCAGCCAGGCUGGCCUGGUGCUGACCUAUUCCAUCCUGGGGGAAGCCGGCCAGCUGCUAGAGGACGAGGGGGAUAUUACAGCCAACAUCAUGGUACAACUAUUUAACAUCAGGGGCUUGGGCCAGGUGCCCGACUCACUGCAGGGGCUGUGCUCCGUGGGGCAGCCUUGAAGACCCCCUCUCUUCGCAUGACCAGCUCCCACCCCCUGCCACAGCCUCGCUCCAGGCCCUCCACCCACCCGCUGCACAGCAUUGCCUCCUCCUCCUCCUGAUCUUCCCAGCCCCUCCGAUUUCGACUACAUGGCUUCGAUCUUUGCGUGGAUAUGGACUUUGGCUCGUACGUCCGACCACCCAGCUUCGACCUCUGGCCUGGACAUGGACACUGGCUCCGGUUCUGCCUGAACAUACUCAAUUCCCAGCAGCGGUAGAAAGGCCCCAUCAUUAAUCAAACCCUAACCCCGCCCCAUUAUCCCUUAGUCCCUCCCACCUGUCACCGGAAGUCCCGCCCCAUGGGGGUAUUACUUCGUGGUCAAGGCGGCCACAUAACCGGAAGCCAGGUGUGUCAUGUGACCUCUCUAAGAACUCCUCCCGCCACCCUCUACCAAUCAGGAUGGGGUUUGUCCCAAAAGGACCACCCCAAGAGGAGAUUUGACCAAUCAGGGCGAGUUCUGGGGUGGGAGGAUGACCUGUCCCGACGUGGGUCUUGUGACCCCUCUAAGAACUUUUCUUACUGCCCUUGACCAAUUAGGAUUGGUUUUGUCCUGACAGGACCACCCCAAGAGGAGAUUCUGACCAAUCAGGGCGAGUUCUGGGGCAGGGUGACCUGUCCGGGAGUGGGCCAUAUGACCCCACUAAGAACUC